AUGGUACCUGUUAUCUACUCACCAGCCAUCUUCGGCUCAGUCAUCCUUUCCCCGUGGGCAUUUGUGCCUGUGAUUGUUGCUCCCCGUCUCUUGUCUCCCGUAGUGUUGUCUCCGAUCCUAUUGUCAACAGCCAUCCUUUCUCCUCUUGCUCUAACUCCUCUCAUUCUUUCUCCAGGAGCUAUGGUUCCCUUUAUCUUGUCUCCAUUCGUACUUACGCCUUUCAUCCUGUCACCAGUCGCGCUCACACCUCUAAUUUUAUCUCCAUUCUGUCUUUCCCCCUUUCUUUUGAUUCCAAACGUACUUUCUCCACUGAUCCUGUCUCCUUUCGUUCUUUCACCACUGAUUCUUUCCCCAGUAGCUGUGUCAGCGUUUGUCCUAAGCCCUUAUGCGCUUUCUCCUAUCAUUGCGUCACCGGGUGCACUUUUCUCUUCUGUGCUCUCACCAACGUGGCUUAGUUGA
Strongylus vulgaris is the source of this 459-nucleotide messenger RNA. The record is from the annotation of a GenBank genome assembly. NCBI's taxonomy places the organism in Eukaryota, Metazoa, Nematoda, Chromadorea, Rhabditida, Strongylidae.